AUGUCGGUGAGUGGAGAUAGUGUUAUAAUCAACAUAGAAGGCUUGGCCUAUUCAAUUGAAGAAAUGAUGUUCCAUGAUUCGCUUGUGCCACCAAAGAGUUGCAUCUUCAAGAUCCCCAAUAUACUCUAUAGGCAAAAUGAAAAAGCAUUUAUCCCUGAUGCGUUUUCCUUCGGCCCUCUUCACCAUGAUGGCAAUCCAAACUUGAAAGCCAUUGAAAAAAUUAAACUACAAUACUUGCAAUGUCUUAUUUCUCGAUUACACACUUUGGAAACAAGUGAGAAAAGGGUGAUAGAUUUGGUAAAAUCCAUCGAGGAAGUAGAGAAAGUGGCUCGUCAAUAUUAUGCCGAAUCAAUUGAAUACACUCCAGAAGAAUUUGUCAAAAUCUUGUUAAUUGACGGUUGCUUCAUUAUUGAGCUUUUUCGCAAGCUUGCUUAUGAUGAGCUUAGAGAAAAAGAAGACCCCAUUUUUACCAUGUCUUACAUGCUUCAAUUUCUAUACAACGACUUGAUAUUACUAGAAAACCAAGUUCCUUGGAUUGUACUCGAGUGCUUGUUCAACAUGACCAAGCAGCAAAUCCAUACCGAGUCUUUACUUGAACUUGCCAUUCAAUUUUUUGGGACAACUUUCUCAGCCACAUCACCUACCAAAAUCUUGCCUCUCAAAGACAUCCAGCACAUUGGUACAUCUGAAAGCAUAUUGGACAUAAAAUUCAAUGAUGGGGUCCUCAAAAUUCCUCCAUUACUAAUCCAAGAGACAACAGAAAUAGCUUUUCGAAAUCUGAUCGCUUUUGAGCAAUGCUACACCGAUUGUGAAGCGUGGUUGACUUCCUAUGCCAUACUCAUAGACAACCUCAUCAACACUACCAAGGACGUGGACAUACUUUGCAAGAGUGAGAUUAUUCAUAGCUGGUCAAAUCGAAAGGAAGCGGUUCAGUUCUUCAAUAAGCUCUACCACAAUACUUAUGUCAAAACUUUCUAUUACGGACGCCUUUGCAACAAUGUGAAUGGAUACUGCAACCGCAGGUGCCCUAGAUGGCGUGCUGUGCUUGUGCGCAAUUAUUUCAACACUCCUUGGGCUUUUCUUUCGACAUUGGCCGCUAUCAUCCUAUUGAUCCUCUCUUUCUCACAAACUUUGUAUACCAUGAAGAAAAGUUAG
This is a messenger RNA of Juglans regia (Persian walnut), 1155 nucleotides long. RefSeq lists its product as uncharacterized. The transcript is spliced from 4 exons. The record is from RefSeq and is a predicted model, not a curated record. NCBI's taxonomy places the organism in Eukaryota, Viridiplantae, Streptophyta, Magnoliopsida, Fagales, Juglandaceae. The coding region runs from base 1 to 1155 and encodes 384 amino acids.